AUGAUUUUUAAUUUAAUCUUUUUACUUUUAUCAAGUUUUGUAGUGUUAACCCAUGAAGAAGAUAAGAAAUAUUUCUACUUUGUCAGAGCGUACAGUUAUCUGGUCGUUCGAAAUGAAAAAACUAUGGUCUCUUUCGAGGAGAGUGGAUCAUUCAACAGCAUCCUUAGGGUCAGUGCAACUUCCGCAAAGAUCUGCAUGCUGAAGUGUCAGUUGUUGACUGGAUUCAAGCUUCGAGGUGUCAACUUCAGACCAGCCAGCAAAUCGUGCUCCUGCGUAGAAACCAACAGCAUCCAAUGGUACAAUGUCACUGCUCUGCUCAAUGAGGAAUGUCAAGCUUUUUUUCCAGUGAAAACUGGAACUUUUGAAUGCCCGCCCACUUUUCACUACGUGGUCGAAGCUCACAAAUGCUUCAAAAUGCUCUACGAUUUGAAUAAAUGGUCAGUGGCUAAGAGUGCCUGCAAUGGAUUGUUUUCAUCGCAUCCACUUAUCAUUAGAAAUGAUCUUGAUUUUGAUAUCUCUGGAAAAUAUGCGAUUUCAGUUACAAAAAAUCAUUCCUACGUGUGUCCAGGAGAUUUCUGGGGAAAUAGAUUCGUAUUUUGGACCGGUGGUUAUCAAAAAUUCAUCAACGCUACGAGGCACUUUUUUUGGCAUCCGUAUUCAGGGAAUGUUCCGGAUGAUGAACUGAACGUUACAAAGUGGUGUCCCGGUCAACCGGAUUCGUACAACGGCGUAGAUUUCUGCAUAAAGUACGUUGACGACGUUGCAGGCAACUAUGUCUGCUGGGAUGAUGACUACUGCUCCUUCAGAUUAUUCCAGAACAUUCGUCGGGCUAUUUCAAGGCUCUCAACAGUCGUUUUCAGAUUGCUCUCAUGGAGUUUAACAUUUUUGAAUAUUUUUGAUCGGCGAAGACAUGAUUCAAAAUUUUUAGAUAAUUCGACCAAAUUGAUGAUCACAUCAUUAACCCAAAAAAAAUGGUCAAAUUACUCUAAUGAUUACAGGACACCAAUGGAAAUUGGUGUCCUGUAA
Helobdella robusta is the source of this 1026-nucleotide messenger RNA. RefSeq lists its product as hypothetical. Bases 1 to 1026 code for a protein of 341 amino acids. The record is from RefSeq and is a predicted model, not a curated record. NCBI's taxonomy places the organism in Eukaryota, Metazoa, Annelida, Clitellata, Rhynchobdellida, Glossiphoniidae. The transcript has 7 exons.